Manis pentadactyla (Chinese pangolin) is the source of this 3554-nucleotide messenger RNA. Its product is annotated as serine/threonine-protein kinase greatwall-like. Bases 122 to 2761 code for a protein of 879 amino acids. The transcript is spliced from 12 exons. Gene Ontology annotation, molecular function: ATP binding; protein serine/threonine kinase activity. Lineage: Eukaryota; Metazoa; Chordata; Mammalia; Pholidota; Manidae. The record is from RefSeq and is a predicted model, not a curated record. Gene Ontology annotation, biological process: intracellular signal transduction; peptidyl-serine phosphorylation. Gene Ontology annotation, cellular component: nucleus.
GGGAACGUACCGGCGGCGGGCGGUGUGGGCGGGGCCUCCCUUUGAACCCUGUUGGCUGGAAUUUCGGUUCGGCUAGGGGUCCUGGGCGGUGGCUGUGGGGUCCGCCUUGGGCUUCACUGCGAUGGAGCCCACCGCGUGGAGAGAGACGGAGAGCGGGGGAGGCGCGGCGACAGGGGAUUGCGUGCAGAGGGUUCCGGUGCCGAGACCUCCCUCCAUUGAGGAAUUCAACAUAGUGAAGCCCAUUAGCCGGGGCGCCUUCGGGAAGGUGUAUCUCGGGCAAAAAGGGGGCAAGUUGUAUGCGGUGAAGGUUGUCAAAAAAGCAGACAUGAUCAACAAAAAUAUGACUCAUCAGGUACAAGCUGAGAGGGAUGCACUGGCACUAAGCAAAAGUCCUUUCAUUGUCCAUUUGUACUACUCACUGCAGUCAGCAAACAACGUCUACUUGGUAAUGGAAUAUCUUAUUGGUGGGGAUGUCAAGUCCCUCCUUCAUAUAUAUGGUUAUUUUGAUGAAGAAAUGGCUGUGAAAUACAUUUCUGAGGUAGCAUUGACUCUAGACUAUCUUCACAGACAUGGAAUCAUCCACAGGGAUUUGAAACCAGAUAACAUGCUAAUUUCUAACGAAGGUCAUAUUAAACUAACAGAUUUUGGCCUUUCCAAAGUUACUUUGAAUAGAGAUAUCAAUAUGAUGGACAUCCUUACAACACCAUCAAUGGCUAAACCUAGACAAGAUUAUUCAAGAACCCCAGGACAGAUACUGUCUCUCAUCAGCUCUUUGGGAUUUUUCACACCAGCUGCAGGAAAAAAUCAAGACUCUGCAAAUACUCUUUCAACUCACGGCUCUGAAACAUCACAGCUUUCUCAAGAACUAAUUUGUGCUGUGUCUAUACAUCCAAAGGACACUACUCCUUAUUCUAACCAACUACUAAAAUCAUGUCUUGAAGCAGUUGCGUGCAACCCCAGGAUGCCUGUGAAGUGUCUAACUUCGAAUCUCCUCCAGUCUAGGAAAAGGCUGGCCACAUCAAGUGCCAGUAGUCAGUCCCACACCUUCGCAUCCAGUGUGGAAUCUGAAUGCCACAGCAGUCCCAGAUGGGAAAAGGACCACCAGGAAAGUGACAAUACACUGGGCUCCACAAUGUUGAGCUGGAAUACAACUGAAAAGCCUUCAUGUCCACAUUCUACAAAUGCCACCCAGAGCCAAAGUUUCAACAGGAAGGAUCUUGGGUUAGGGCUUUCUGCCAUCCACAACAGCAGCGCUGUUCCCUCCUCUGGGAGCGCUUUUGUGAACUUGGCCAAAAAAUGCUUCUCUGGGGAGGUUUCUUGGGAAGCAAGAGAACUGCAUCUAAAUAUUAAGAUGGACGCUGACACAAGGCAGUCUGGUUUGCACCAGUCACAUCAGUGGGCUGUGGAUUCUGGUGACGUGACUGAGGAACACCUUGUGAAAAGAAGCUUGAAAAGAAAUUUUGAGUUAGUUGACUCCAGUCCUUGUCAGGAAAUUAUACAGAAUAAAAAAAAUUGUACAGAGCAUAAGCAUAGUAAUGAAAUGAGAGGUUGUUGUGCAAAUCAAAGUACAGGCUUAACAACUGACGUCCAGGACCUUAAGCUAUCGGUAUAUACAGGUCAGCGAAACGAUGGUGUUAAUAAGAAAAUGGUUCAUUCUUUUACUGAUAAACAACAGACACCAGAAAAAUCACCUAUCCCAAUGAUAGCCAAAAACCUCAUGUGUGAGCUGGAUGAAGACUGCAACGAGCAUAAGAAGAAGGACUACUCAAAUUCUAGUUUUCUAUGUUCUGAUGAUGAUAGAGCUCCUAAAAAUAUUUCUAUGGACUCGGAUUCAUCUUUUCCUGGAAUUUCUAUAAUGGGAAUUCCAUUAGAAAGGCAGUCCUUAGAUCCAGAUAAAAGCAUCAAAGAAUCCUCAUUUGAAGAAGCAAAUAUUGAAGACCUACUCACCGUAUCACCCAGAUGCCAGGAAAGUCCCUUGCAAGAAGGUGAUGAGAAUCCUGCUGCCCAAGACAGUAACCAAAAUACGUUAGCUCCUUCUUCGGAGGGGUUGGAAAUACGAGCCUUCUCUAAAAGAAAUGCUGUAGCUUUCCGAAGUUUUAACAGUCACACUCAUGCAUCCAGUAACUCAGAACCAUCCAAAAUGAGUAUUUCUUCUUCACAGGCAAUGACUCUUUCGUGUGCUUAUAGUGGCUCCUAUCCCAUGGCUGUAAGCCCUAUCCAAAAAGGAAGAUCCUAUAUGCCACAUCAGACCCCAAAUCAAAUCAAGUUAGGAACUCCAUUCCGAACCCCGAAGAGCGUGAGAAGAGGGGCAGCCCCAGUAGAGGAUGGGCGAAUCCUAGGGACCCCAGACUACCUGGCACCUGAGCUGUUACUCGGCAGGGCCCACGGUCCUGCAGUGGACUGGUGGGCACUUGGAGUUUGCUUGUUUGAGUUUCUAACAGGAAUUCCCCCUUUCAAUGAUGAAACACCACAACAAGUGUUCCAGAAUAUUCUGAAAAGAGAUAUCCCUUGGCCUGCAGGUGAAGAAAAGUUAUCUGAAAAUGCUCAGAGUGCAGUAGAAAUACUUUUAACCAUUGAUGAUACAAUGAGAGCUGGAAUGAAAGAACUAAAACAUCAUCCUCUCUUCAGUGACGUAGACUGGGAAAAUCUGCAGCAUCAAACUAUGCCUUUCAUACCCCAGCCAGAUGAUGAAACAGAUACAUCCUAUUUCGAAGCCAGGAAUAAUGCUCAGCACCUGACCGUAUCUGGAUUCAGUCUAUAACACAUACAUUUUUCCCUUUAAUCUAACCUGUCUUAUUGAAUAAGCUAGCAAGCUUACAUACUCCUUAAUACUAGAUUGAUCAAAGAGAAGAAGAUCAUUAAUUUAUCUGGAUCACUAAAAUUUUAAUGUAACAACUUCUACAGAGUUAAAAGGCCAUCAAGAAUAUAACCAGUAUGUUAUCUUGUUCUCAGAGCUGUAUAUAGGCUUCCAAAGCUAUUUUCUUCUUAUUUUGUUACUGCACUUUAUGGAAAUUAAUGUAUCAAUAAAAGUAAAAUGAUACCACCUGUUAGAGAAAGCGUGACCUUGAGCUUGAUUUUCUUUCACUUCUCUUGAUUUCAGUUAACCCUUCAGUUUAGUGUUAAAAGAACAAAAUCACAUGGUUUUAUUUUAAUGUAAUGUGUACGAUAGCCGUGAGGGCAGUUAUUGAAGGCUGCAAUUGUGAUUUCCAGCUCAAAAUUGUGACUGGAAAAUGGCAUCACUUGGAAGUGUAACUCUUUUGGGGAAUGAGGAAUAAACAGAGGACUAAGGUUUAGGUUCCUUUACUACAAAUAUAGUUUUGUGGCCUUGACUGCUCUGGUGCUUUCUCUGCAAAACCUGUUUGUUUAACAUAGUACAGGGAAGCUUCUGUGUGAUUCACUGUAGCAAUUUUAACAGCUUGUUCAAUUUUAAUGAAAAAUGUAAUGGCUUACAUCUUUAAAAUAAUUCGUCUAGAACAUGCAGCAUUACUAGAGACAGCCUGAUCCUUAGCAAAAAAAAUAAUUUGCUUAAAUGAAUAAAUUGUACCAUAUGUCAA